AUGAACCUUACCCUACACGUUACUCUGCGAGACUUGCAGGUCAACGAGCGUCAAGGAUUGUCCAAACUACGCCGCCCCCAAGUCAUCCUAGCGCAUCUGCCAAACCUGGAGCAACUAAAAGGACUCUUUCACCCUCUUCGCCUGGCGCUGUCAAACCCUCGCCCAAAAAGGCUGCACGCUCUCACAGAACAGCUGCCUCCCGAAUUUCUCCCUUUGAUUCGGAACUGGCCCUUCCCCGCACUUCUGCACACCACACCUCCCGAUCCACUGCAGAACAGGCUUUACCUACCCCAGCUAAGACCCCUUCGAAGAAGAAGGUGA
Molecule: messenger RNA, 321 nt
Organism: Penicillium digitatum Pd1
Lineage: Eukaryota; Fungi; Ascomycota; Eurotiomycetes; Eurotiales; Aspergillaceae
Source: RefSeq, a predicted model, not a curated record